Geodia barretti is the source of this 378-nucleotide messenger RNA. The record is from the annotation of a GenBank genome assembly. Lineage: Eukaryota; Metazoa; Porifera; Demospongiae; Tetractinellida; Geodiidae.
AUGGACGAUUUUGAAAAAGAGUUCCCGGAUUUUGACUGGAAGAACACGCCUGCGUACAAGCAUCCAUAUGGAAAGGACUGCCCCUGUCCCAAGCACGAGUACAUCCGUGAGCAGAUCAAGUUUACAAAGCAGGUAAACGAGAAGGGAAAGGAACCGGCAAGGAUUACCCUCAGGUUCUGUCCGGAUCACUACCGCGUCUACAUGGACGAGGUGAUCCCAUCCAUGCCGUUCAAGUACAAGAUGCUUACCAAAAUCGCGUUAAAGCUGGGAGCAAUCAAGGUGCACAUACUGAACCACAUGCAGUCGGAUCUGUGCUUUUACUGCAAGUUUGGCUCCGGAGGCCAUGACAGGAAGAACGAGCUGCCACCCAUGUCGUAG